Caenorhabditis angaria is the source of this 2379-nucleotide messenger RNA. Lineage: Eukaryota; Metazoa; Nematoda; Chromadorea; Rhabditida; Rhabditidae. The record is from the annotation of a GenBank genome assembly.
AUGACCUGUCGGAUACUUUUUUCCGUUUUGCUGAUAUUUUCUGCUGUAAAUGCUGAGGACACUACACAAUCUCCUGGUGAAGAAAGUGAGUUUUCAAUAUUUGAAAUUAGGUGCAUAAUGUUAAUUAAUUCGCAAAUUUUUCUGUAUUUCUUGUAUCUUGUAAAACUGGUCUCCAAUUAUUCUGAAAUUUAAUUUCAGUGGUCGACAGACUUGCGGUAAAUCUAGCCGGAGCUUUUGUAAAAAGCAUGUUCCCCGAGAUGGACCGAAAACCGACAAGUGCACCAGAAGCCUCUACUCCAGCCCCAGUGCCUCAACAACAACAAGGAUUCCCAGUGUCUCAAAAUAAUAUCCGAAGAGCACCAAUCAACCCAUUGCUUAUGGAUAUGAAUAAUUAUUCACGUAAGGAAUUUUUGAAAAAAUCUGGAAAAAACAAAGAUUUUUCAGCACAAAUGGCAGCAUCUGAGUUCAAUGCUAUUCCACAAAUGGGACAAAUGAGUGAUACUCCAAAAAAUCCGUUCAGCUAUCAAGCACAACAACCUAGCCAAUAUUCUUUGAUGCCAGAGGUGAAAAAUAACAGGGGAAAAGUGUGAAAAUGACAUAGGAAGAUUGAAAAUAUUAUUUUUAAUAAUUUUUGAAGUUCCUUUAUUGAAAAUUUAAAAAGUUUUGAACAAAAAAAUAUUAUCAAAAAUUCAGAAAAGUGCCGAAUAAAGUCAUGAAAUUACUCAAAGUUUAUAAUUACGGGUGUCUUUUUAAAUUUCUAGUAAUAACUCACAUUUCAGACAAGUCGCACAAGAAUGUCGCAAACCGCUGGAAUGGAUGGUGGAGCUCUUGGCGCAAUGGCAAUGCAAGGAAUAACCAAUCCAGAUAUCGCAUCAAUGAUGGGAGGUCAAGGUGGAAGUCCCGAAGCUAUCAAUGCUGUGAGAAAUCAAGCAUAUCUUGCGGAGUUGUCGAAACAUCAAUCAGAAUUGAAUGCAUAUAGCGCGAAGCAAAUGGAAUAUUUGGAUCAACAAAGAAGAUAUCAACAAGCAAUGAUUGAUCAUCAAGCUGGUGCAGCUCUUCUUAUGCAAAAACAACAACAAGAUGUGAUUGCUGAGCAAAUGAAGAAAUUGAAACAAUCUUAUGGAAUGGAAGAAGCUAAUAAUGGUCCAGCAGAGGAUAAUUCACCAGGAUCUGUGAGUUUGACAUAUCCCCUCAAUAGUAAUUUGUUCCCCAAAUUUCACUCCAUCUUCAUCUCUCUCUCUGUAUAUUUUCACAUCAUUUUUUCUAGUUCAUGACAGCUCGGGCCCGUGGCGCAAAAACUAUGAAAGUACCAACUAACAGAAGUAAGUAAUUUUUUUUCUGAAAAUUCACAAACAGUUUUUUUUCAGAACUCGAAGAUGAUGACGUCAUUGCUAAUGAUGAAUAUUUAAAAGAAUAUUUCAAACAAAAAUACAAUAUUGAUAUACCUGAUGAUGUUAGUCAAUUGACCGCUGAUGAAAAAGCAACCUUGCGAGCCUUGAAACGAGAACUCACCCGCCAAAAAGACAAAGUUAAAGAUACUGGUGUUUUCAAAACUAUGGAUGGAUUGAAGGGAAAAAUGACAAGAGAAAGAGCACCAGCUAAACAAUCAGUGGCUGGAGAAGCUUGUGAUCAGUGCAUUCCAUUAAAUAUGAAGAUGUUGAGAGGAGCAUGGACACAGGUAAUUUUUACUAAAAAAUAAUCUGACAAAAGAUGAUUUUCUAGAUCUAUGGAAAUCCAAAAGUUGUCAACAAAGUUUUCGGAACUGUCAUGAGUUUGGAGAAUUUGAAGAGCACAGAGGGAAACGCUAGAAUGACUAGAAAGAAGACUGCUUGCGUUGGAAUGGAAGUUGGAGCAACUAGCAGCUCGAGAAAAUCAACAAAGGUCAACCUUUUCUUCAGAGAUACUGAAGAGGGUAAUGAACUUCACGAGGUUAGUGAGAUCUGAUUUUCUGGUGACUUAUGGGAGAUUCAAUGAUUUCAGAUGCGUGGAACUGUCGCUGUUCGUGACAAUAUUCUCAACAUUGAAACAAACCUAUACAGAACUCAAAGUAUGUUUUUUUCUCAAAUUUCGCAAUAUUUUUCAUUUGUUUCAGUGUGUUUGGUGAAGGCUGGACCAUCAGAAGCUAAUCGUUUUGAAUAUAUUGUUUUGGCUGAAACAUCUGGAAAGAAUGCUUGUAGAUCUUACCAUGUGUUUGCCAGAGAUACUGAUGAAUUCAAUCGGCGACACUUUGAUCAUAUUUCAGAAUUUAUGACUAGCGAGAUUGAGGUAUCUAAAAAUCUUGAAACUGAAAAACAUUAUUCCAAAUUUUUACAGAAUAAUAAUGUAUUGCCAGUCGGAGCUUUGCCAAAAUCAUCAUAUUGUCAAUUGAACUCACCAUAA